This is a messenger RNA of Cavia porcellus (domestic guinea pig), 4619 nucleotides long. RefSeq names its product zinc finger protein 385D (gene Znf385d). Gene Ontology annotation, molecular function: nucleic acid binding; zinc ion binding. The record is from RefSeq and is a predicted model, not a curated record. NCBI's taxonomy places the organism in Eukaryota, Metazoa, Chordata, Mammalia, Rodentia, Caviidae. Gene Ontology annotation, cellular component: nucleus. Bases 637 to 1854 code for a protein of 405 amino acids. The transcript has 9 exons.
UGCCUUCCUUGGUCGGCGUGAAGUUGGCUUUUUUAGAAAAGCUAGGUGAAGAGGAGAAAUUCUGCAGUGUGGGAAGGAAUGGGCUAACUUAAUGGCAUGUGAACAAAGUUCCUGUACUAUUGAUGCUAUGAAAGCUGAGUUAAAAUGAACGUUUCAUUAGGCGCCGGGUUUUCCCUCAAUUCCCUGUCAGCAGAGGAAAACAUUCCUGUAGUGGGUUGUGAGAGUCGCUGAGAACUCUCCUCCUUACCACCCGGUUGUUUCCCCGGCUAAGAGCAGCCUCCUGCAAAAUGCAUAUUACUUUAAACCUUUGAAGGUCUCAGAGCUGUUAAAUAUUUGUGUGGUUUAGUUCCGUGCCACGGUGGAAACCUCCCUUAGGUGUUCAGCGGAGCUGCCUGCAUUUCCAGAAAGCAUGUUGAGGCUUCGAUCCGGACUGUCAGCUGAGCACUGUAAGUGGGCUCAGAGCUGCGCGUUUGCACUGUAUGGCUGCCACUCACUGCUAGAGAGAAGGCAAAAGCCCUGCACUCCACAGGAGGAAACCGGGGAUCUGGACCGAGUCUCCUCUCCUCAUCUUAGGAGUUAUGCUUUCCUUCUAGCUAUAGAAGCCAGAGGGCAGAGGAGUUCACUGAUGGAGUCCACAUGGAUCAACCUCCCAGGGAAAGGAGAGGAUGGAUAACACCAAGGAUACAUGUAGGUGGUACAUGCCAGAGUCCUGCUCUCCCAGCCCUGGUCCGUCCACCAGCCCCUCCUCUGCAGCCAUCGCUGGAUAUUAAACCAUUUCUUCCAUUUCCUCUUGACACUGCAGCUGCAGUCAACCUCUUCCCCAAUUUUAAUGCGAUGGACCCAAUUCAGAAAGCUGUAAUAAAUCAUACAUUCGGAGUUCCUCUUCCUCAUCGAAGAAAGCAAAUCAUAUCAUGCAACAUUUGCCAGUUGAGAUUUAAUUCUGAUAGCCAGGCUGCGGCCCACUACAAAGGCACGAAACAUGCCAAGAAGCUCAAAGCACUGGAAGCCAUGAAAAAUAAGCAGAAAUCUGUAACUGCCAAGGACAGCGCAAAGACUGCCUUCACCUCCAUCACUACCAAUACCAUCAAUACCAGCUCUGACAAAACAGACAGUACUACAGGGACACCAGCAAUAUCAACCACAAGUGUGGAAAUUCGCAAAAGCAGUGUUAUGACAACUGAGAUCACCUCGAAAGUGGAAAAAAGCCCCACGACAGCCACUGGCAAUAGCUCGUGUUCUUCCACAGAGACUGAGGAAGAAAAGGCGAAAAGGCUCCUUUACUGUUCUCUAUGCAAGGUGGCUGUCAACUCCGCCUCACAGCUGGAGGCACACAACAGUGGUACCAAGCACAAAACCAUGCUAGAAGCACGAAAUGGAAGCGGGACCAUCAAAGCCUUUCCUCGGGCAGGAGUAAAAGGCAAGGGACCUGUUAAUAAGGGAAACACAGGCCUCCAGAACAAAACGUUUCACUGUGAAAUCUGCGAUGUGCACGUCAACUCAGAAACACAGCUGAAACAGCACAUUAGCAGUAGAAGGCACAAAGACAGAGCUGCCGGGAAACCUCCAAAACCUAAAUACAGUCCCUACAACAAACUACAGAAAGCAGCACAUCCACUGGGGGUAAAAUUAGUGUUUUCAAAAGAACCUUCCAAGCCAUUGGCUCCCAGAAUUCUUCCAAAUCCUCUGGCAGCUGCAGCAGCAGCAGCUGCUGUGGCUGUGAAUUCCCCCUUCAGUCUCAGAACUGCUCCAGCAGCCACCCUGUUCCAGACCUCUGCACUUCCGCCCGCCCUCCUGCGGCCAGCUCCAGGGCCCAUCCGGACGGCCCACACUCCUGUGCUGUUUGCACCCUACUGAAUUCCGAGCAGGAGUCAUUGUACUGCAAUAAUUUUUCAAAAACACAAGACAGAAAAACAAAACAAAAGAGAACUAUGCAGUGUUUAUUUAUAGUUUAAAGUCUAUAUGAAGAGCCAGGACUUUUGAUAGUGAAUCGAAAAGAUUAUUAAAAGAGGGAGGGGCUGGGUGGGUGGGAGGGAGCGGUACUGUCUCCAGAUUAAAGCAUUCCUCUCAGACACUGUCUUAGAAGUGAUCUCCAGCAUUGACUCUUAGUGGUAUCUAGAACUUCUGAGCCUUCGUGACUGUGCUUUUGGGCACUAUUUCCCCCUGCAUUGUCUUUCCUGCUUUAUGAAACAAGUACACAUUGUCUAAGGGCAUUAACUGGUUCCAAUGUAUAUAUAAUAAUUUACUCUGUAGAUUAAAAUAUUACAAAAAUGGGAAAAUACAACAAAAAAUACAAAAGCAACACUGUGAAUAGUAGUACCCGCGUUGGUCCUCUUGCUAUGACAGCAGUUACUGGGUAUUUAUCCCAACAAAGUAGAUACAGUAGACGUCUUGUAAAACAAUAGUGCUGUGUCUCAAUCUAUGCCAUUAGGAUUUAAAGAAUUGUAAAAGGUAGAAUGAACAACUAUUUCAUACCAGGAAGUGGUAUAAAACAUAAACGCCAGAUGGUGUCAUGGAGGCCUCCCUGGUCAACAUUCUUCCCCCUUGUCCAGCUUGGAGUUAGAACAGGGUUUUGCUGAAAGGUGGGAGAGGUAUUAAUAAAGGUAAUUUCUUACCGCGUACUGCCUUCCCACCCUGAAGAGGUAUUGCUGGAAAGAGGGAACUUUUUGUAAUGACUUUAUAUCUGAACACAGGUAGACUCAUGUAUCAUGGAUAUUUAGAAAGAAAUCAGUACAAUCAUUCUGUUUCAAGGAGCAAUCAUAACCUCAGAUGAUCUUACAUCUUUCAGAUGAUGCAAAGAGCAGAUCUUUCAUGUCAGUACAUAUCUUAUAAAACAGAGACCAUGUAUCCCUGCAGGAUGCCCUUAUAUCAUACCAGUAGGCUUGUCGCAAAGAUUUCUGCAUUAGAUAUGAUGACAGAAUGCAGUGGUAACUAUUGUUGUGGGUUUAUGAUUUUUAAGAUUUUCUACUGACAUGAUAUAAACAUAUAAGCAUUUAAAAAGGACAGUGACAAACAUAAAUUUGAGUUAAUUGCACACAAAUGAUAAAGUGCUAACUAGUACUGGUAAAGUCCACUGUUUCUCUAGUGGAGUUGUGAAAUACUGACAGGCUUUGAUAUUCACCCUAAAGCUGAAAGGAGUUGAUGUUUUACCUUUAAAACAAGAUUUAUCAGGGGUAUAUAUAAAUAUAUGUAUAUUGUAUAUAUGUUAGAAAGAGUAAGAGAAUAACUUAUAAAGAGAAAAAUCUAUAUAAAAUAAAUCUAUAACCAUUCAGUGUUACAGUGUUAUCAUUAAAUUGGUAACGAAUGGCAUAAAAUAGCUGUGCCUUUAAUUUGAGAUAAAGGCUAUUUGCUUUUUACCAUAGAAAGUGAACACAUACCUAUCAUUAUGGUGGGUUUCCAUGCAACUAGUCUGUUGCAUUAAUAAGAACAACAACACUCAAAUAUAAAUCAAGGAAGAUACAUAUACAAGUCAAUCCUAUGUGAUUUAGGUUUAGAGAAAAAUUAUUUUUUGAAAAGAUUUUGUAAAGGCUAUUAAAAAUAUAGUGAGGGCUUGGCAUAGCCUUCCUGAAAUCGCUCUUAUAUAAACUGUGGUGACUUUCAAAGAGGUAAAGGAAUCACGGCAAACACAUUGGAUAGAGAAGUAUUUAGCAUUUGUCCUUUUGUAUUCAAGAAACAUCCACAGUGCUUGGUGCUCAACAUUAAACAUGGUCUUUGGAGUAUUUCUCCACUGUCUAUCUGUAGAAAUUUCUCACAUAAUGUGUCUUGAAGGCAAUUGGCUUUAUAUGUUUUUAUUAAAACAAAAAAGAAGAAAGGAAGGAACAAAGGCAGGGGAGAUAAUAAGAAAAUGUGUUUCAGGGGUUUUCUGGUAAGAAAAACUCAAGCCAUGCCUUCAUUAAGCAUAUUGGUUAGCAUUAAAAUUUGUUUCUGAAAGUACUGUAUCUGGUGAUCUUUCAUUUCCAAUGACCCUACUACCUGAGCAAGUAUUGUCUGCCUGACUUUUCUAUUUCUUUUUCUUUUUUCUUUUCUUCUCCUUUCUUUCCUUUCCUUUCUUUUCUCCUUUCUAUUCUUCUUUCAUUAGCUUCUGUCUCUUUUUUUGUUUGUUUGUUUCCCUAUAGAUCCUGCUGGCUAGUUCAGUCAGAUGAGCAUGAGUUUGUUACUUUGCGCUCUCUCUGUGCCACUUGAGUAGCUUCUAACCAUCUUGAAUUUUAUUUUUCUUUGUUUACAAUAUUAAAUAUUUUGAUCUUUCAUUAUAUUCACCCCUGUACAGCAGUUUUUACAUCUGUCGAGGCCUCUCUGUGUAUGAACUUAAUGUUAACUGAUGCAAUGUGCUUUUGUGAUCCUCCCCAUUUUCACCAAUGUGAAGAAGCCAGUCCAGUAAAAGUCAGGGUCUGUGGAUUCAGAGCCCUGGGUCACAAGGUAUUACUGACUUUAGUGAUUUGCUGGGAACAAACAAAUCAGCCAUACUUUCUUCAUCAGCCAUAUGAGAAAACUCAGAAAUACCUGGAUCCCUUCUGCCUCACUUUGCUAUGGAACCAUUUCUGUUUAAAUGGUCUCUUAAAUUGGAGUUGUAAACAUCAAUUGUCUUUUAUUCACUACCUAAUAAAGGAUGAAGCCUAACCAUA